Messenger RNA from Procambarus clarkii (red swamp crayfish), 937 nucleotides. NCBI's taxonomy places the organism in Eukaryota, Metazoa, Arthropoda, Malacostraca, Decapoda, Cambaridae. The record is from RefSeq and is a predicted model, not a curated record.
AUGCCCUUAAACUUAAGCACUCAAGAAGCCUUUGCACACAUACUAAGGGUCGACAGGGGUAUUCAGGAGCACAUGCUCGACCCUCCAAACACAAUUAGACUGAUGGACCCCCCUUCACAGACACAAUACACCUCCCCCUCUUGGCUAACCCGCGGGAGUCGGGUGGUCGGAGCCAUGCUGGGCGCCGUCAAGGAGUGGCUCAACGGGUGCCGGGAGUCACGCAAGUUGAUCCUCGUGAUUGUGGCUAUCGCCCUCCUCCUUGACAACAUGCUCCUCACCACUGUAGUGCCCAUCAUCCCUAAGUAUCUGUACCAGUUGCGCCACCCCAACUCCACCGCCCCGGCUCCUAUCGACACCAGCCCCAGCACCAUCACAACCCCAACCACAACAACCCUCCCGCUCCAGCUCCGUGCACAGUAUGAAGGGUGUGCGCCGUGUAGGUGCGCGUGGGAAGGUGAGGGGGGCGCCGGCCCCCCCGAACCAGCACCAACGGAGCCCCCUACCACGACCCCCCGGUGCCCCCCGCCGCUGCCCCCUCUCCCAGACCACGACCCGGGCCGGCCAGAUCCUUCCAUGGAAUUCUUGAAGAACGGGACGUCGCCGGAGUCGCCUGUAGGAGAGGCAGCAGCAGUAGAAGCGACGAGGGACCCGAGGAAGUACACAGCCUCUGGCAUGAGUCACGAAGACCUGGUCAACGAGAACGUGGAGGUGGGACUGUUGUUCUGCUCCAAGGCCGUGGUCCAGCUCCUCACUAACCCCUUCAUCGGCCCUCUUACCCACAGGUCAGUUCACUCAUGUUACGUCAGGUUGGCUGAACGACGAGACGUCAGAUUAACGUCAGGUUCGUCGAGUAAUGUUUUAAUAACAGAGGAUCAACGUUAUCUACGUCAGUUCACGGUCACAACUCCGUCGCGGAGAUUACAAACUGACUUCGUUA